AUGGCGCAGAUCCGCGGCACUGCCGGAUACAAUCUGGGUCACAGCAACCCGUUUGUCGGUCCCGGUCGGGCUGACGCUACAAAUGACCCGAGUCCCUUGGAUGCGAUCCGUGAGCAGACCAGCAAGAUCGAAGACUGGUUGGAGACCAUUUCAGACCCGAUCAAGCCAUAUCUUCCCGCAAUUGGCCGUUUCUUGAUUGUUGUUACCUUCCUCGAAGAUUCUCUGCGCAUAUUGACACAAUGGGGCGACCAGCUCUCGUAUUUGCACGAAUUCCGAUCCUUCCCACGAGGAAUUUCUCAUAUCUUCCUUCUCCUGAACGUUAUUGCCAUGUUGGUUUGUUCCGUCUUUGUUAUUGCCCGUAAACAUAGCGAAUACGCUGUCGCCGGUCUCCUUGGAGUUGUCGUUUCCCAAGCCCUCGGAUACGGUCUGGUCCUCGACUUGACCUUUUUCGUUCGAAACCUCAGCGUGAUCGGGGGUCUUCUCAUGGUGCUCUCAGACUCGUGGGUCCGCAAGAAGUUCGUCCCAGCCGGCCUGCCUCAGCUCGAAGAGAAGGACCGCAAGAUGUAUGUCCAGUUCGCGGGACGUGUGCUGCUCAUCUUCCUGUUCAUCGGCUUCAUUUUCUCCGGAUCCUGGGGCUUCUGGAGAAUUUUGGUCAGCAUCCUUGGAUUUGUCGCGUGUGUUAUGGUUGUCGUCGGCUUCAAGGCUAAGUGGAGUGCCACGAUUUUGGUCGUGGUGCUCAGCAUUUUCAACAUCCUGGUGAACAACUUCUGGACACUUCAUUCCAAGCAUCCUCACAAGGACUUUGCCAAAUAUGACUUCUUCCAGACUCUCUCCAUCGUCGGCGGCCUCCUCCUCUUGGUUAACAUGGGUCCAGGACAGCUCAGCAUGGAUGAAAAGAAAAAAGUCUACUAA
Molecule: messenger RNA, 912 nt
Organism: Coccidioides posadasii C735 delta SOWgp
Lineage: Eukaryota; Fungi; Ascomycota; Eurotiomycetes; Onygenales; Onygenaceae
Biological process (GO): Golgi organization
Cellular component (GO): endoplasmic reticulum; membrane; endoplasmic reticulum-Golgi intermediate compartment
Source: RefSeq, a predicted model, not a curated record